AUGUCGGACAUUUCAAAGAAUAAGACGUUCUAUAUGUCACUGUUGAAGGAGACAGAUAAUCAAUAUGCCCAGGAAGUGCAGAGGCUCCAACAAAAUGAAGUUCAGAAAUUCCUGUUUCGAGUUGGAAACAGUUGCUUCCUCUGUCUUUGGUAUGAAAACUCGGGAGUUACUUUGAGCUUCUCCGAUUAUGACAUCGUAGAAUCAAGACUCACCUCAUUAUAUCCGAAUGUCACGUUCCUCAUCUCGGCCCCUUUGAUGUCCCUAAUACCAACUUCUGCUAGAGUCCUCAACACCGACCCUGACACAUUAGGCGCCACCCGCAUAUCAUCACCGAUUAUAAAGUUCAUGGUGAAAUUGUGCUUCCCACUAGACGCCCCUCUGCAUGUAAAGUACUUGGUGGGCUCAGAGUCACUUAGAUUCAGCUUCAGCUUACGGCAUUCUUUAUCAAACACGCUUUUCGGGUUUAGCAGCAUUUGUUUACUGGUCUCCGAAUGA
This is a messenger RNA of Striga asiatica, 495 nucleotides long. Lineage: Eukaryota; Viridiplantae; Streptophyta; Magnoliopsida; Lamiales; Orobanchaceae. The record is from the annotation of a GenBank genome assembly.